AUGAUAAUAGCAGCCACAAGAAAUCAAUCACAAUCAUCCUCAUCCACAACACCGGGAACAUUCCAAUAUAUUUCCCAAGAUGAACUUCUCAGUCUAUACGAACAACGAAAGGGAACACAAUACUUUAUACCUGAAGGAUUUGAACCAGUGCUAAUACCACUUGCCAAGAAUGAAGGCAUAACCAACAACGAAGUAUCCAAACAAGUUGGAGAAAUGUGGCAUCGUGAGCCUAUGGAAGAAAAAUUGAGGUUCCAACGUAUGGCCGAUGAUGCUAAAAUGGAACACAUGAAAAAAUACCCAGAAUACAAAUACCGUCCUCGUAGACCUCAUGAAAAAAGGCCUUCAAUUGAUACAGUUAGCACGACAGAAACUUGCUUCGACUAUUUCGGUGCUGACGAAUCAAGACGUGGUUCAAUCAUAUCACUAAACGAUUUUGAUUAUGCCAUGGAUUAUUAG
This is a messenger RNA of Entrophospora sp. SA101, 456 nucleotides long. The record is from the annotation of a GenBank genome assembly. NCBI's taxonomy places the organism in Eukaryota, Fungi, Glomeromycota, Glomeromycetes, Entrophosporales, Entrophosporaceae.